Molecule: messenger RNA, 2537 nt
Organism: Eleginops maclovinus (Patagonian blennie)
Lineage: Eukaryota; Metazoa; Chordata; Actinopteri; Perciformes; Eleginopidae
Gene: cyp27c1
Product: cytochrome P450 27C1
Exons: 9
Coding region: 193-1818 (541 amino acids)
Biological process (GO): C21-steroid hormone biosynthetic process; glucocorticoid biosynthetic process; cholesterol metabolic process
Cellular component (GO): mitochondrial inner membrane
Molecular function (GO): iron ion binding; monooxygenase activity; heme binding
Source: RefSeq, a predicted model, not a curated record
UACAAGCAACUCUUUAAAAGCUUCCCCUAAUACACCCCAUUUUAGAUCCAAUUUCCACUCAGUGGGAACUGUGUCUUUAUUUGGCAGGAGCAUCUGCAGAUGUAAACUCGGCCGUUUUAAUACUUUGCAAAAAGACUCAAUCAUACAUUUAUAUAUUUUUUUGUUCACAGAAAAGUUAAAAAGUUACAAAUAAUGGCAAUGCUGAAUCAUUUAACGACAGCAUGCUGGAAGAACGUCCAGAGCGACCGGCUAAAGAAGCAGCUGUUUUUCAUUUGUCGCGCCUUGCAUAAGUCAGCAGCCAGCGAUGCUUUUGGGAUCUCCGCGGCUGGGGAAGGAGCCAUGCCUGAAAGUGUUAUCUCAUCGCCGGGUGUCGGCGAGAAGCCCAGAAUCAUGAGCCUGGAGGAGAUGCCUGGACCGAGCACCCUCUCAAAUUUGGUUGAGUUCUUCUGGAGAGACGGGUUUAGCAGAAUUCACGAAAUACAGAUGGAGCACAGUAGGAAGUUUGGAAAAAUAUUUAAGUCCCGUUUUGGGCCCCAGCUGGUGGUCUCGGUGGCGGACCGUGACCUGGUGGCUGAAGUGCUGAGGGCCGAGGGCGUGGCCCCUCAGAGAGCGAACAUGGAAUCCUGGAAGGAGUACAGAGACAUGAGAGGUCGUUCCACUGGCCUCAUUUCAGCUGAGGGAGAAGAUUGGCUUAAGAUGCGGAGCGUGCUCAGGCAGCUCGUCAUGCGCCCCCGUGAUGUAGCAGUGUUCUCUGAUGAUGUUAACGAAGUGGUCGAUGAUCUUAUCAAGAGAGUUCGUGCUUUGCGCACCCAGGAGUCUGACGGAGCAACUGUCCUCAAUGUCAAUGACCUCUUCUUCAAGUAUGCCAUGGAAGGUGUGGCAGCCAUAUUGUAUGAGUCCCGACUGGGCUGUUUGGAAAAUAAAAUUCCCCAGGAAACCCAAGACUACAUCGAAGCGCUGCACCUCAUGUUCAGCUCCUUUAAGACAACCAUGUAUGCCGGAGCGAUCCCCAAGUGGCUACGACCUGUCUUCCCCAAACCAUGGGAGGAGUUCUGUUGCUCCUGGGAUGGCCUCUUCAAAUUCAGUCAGAUUCACGUCGAUAAGAGACUCUCGGAGAUCAAGGCCAAAUUGGAGCGGGGAGAGGAGGUGAAGGGGGGCCUUCUCACACACAUGCUUGUUACCAAGGAGAUGAACUUGGAGGAGAUCUAUGCCAAUUUAACGGAGAUGCUGCUCGCUGGGGUCGACACGACAUCCUUCACCCUUUCCUGGGCCAGCUACCUUUUAGCGCGGCACCCACAUAUACAGCAGCAAAUCUAUACAGAAGUGACGAAAACUCUUGGACCCGGAGCAGUUGCCACAGCAGACGAUGUCCCUCGCCUGCCUCUUAUCAGGGGGCUGGUCAAAGAGACACUCAGGCUUUUUCCAGUUCUCCCUGGCAACGGACGGAUUACCCAGGAUGACUUGGUGGUGGGCGGAUACUUCAUCCCCAAAGGGACUCAGUUGGCCCUUUGUCACUACUCCACGUCUUUUGAGGAAGAGAACUUCCAUGAUGCUCUUAACUUCCAGCCGUCUCGCUGGAUACGGAAGGAUUCCACAGAUCGAGUGGACAACUUUGGCUCGAUUCCCUUUGGCUACGGCAUCAGGAGCUGCAUCGGCAAGAGAAUAGCUGAGUUAGAGCUGCAUCUGGCUCUCACACGGCUCAUUCAAAAGUUCCACAUCUGCAUUUCUCCUCUCACUUCUGAUGUCAAGUCCAAAACCCAUGGCCUGCUCUGCCCUGCCGGCCCCAUUAACCUGCAGUUCAUUGACAGAGAAAACUAGUCUCACACUCCUCUCCACGUGGUAUACUGUACUGUGUUUGAAAUGUCGAUUUAUUUUUAUCUUAAACUACAUUGCUUUUAUACCUUUCUCUGUUAACAGAUUUCAGAUACCAAGCGGGACUGUUUUACUUGUAAAGAUAGAGAGUUUUUCUCAAAAGUAUUUUGUUUAUAGGUUGUUUAGUGUUUGGACUGUUUCCAUUAGAUGUAUUCAAAAUAGUGUGCAGGAAGAAAAUAAUUAAUACUCACACUCCCUUUCCUGCCCAAGUUCAAUCACUGAUCUGUUUAUCAAAAUAACAGGUACACCAAAUCUGUUUUCAUAUAUUCAAUUUAAAAAUUAUAAUCAUAGGAAUGUUUUUUUAUAUGAAAAGGAAUUUGAAUAUCCUGUGAUUCAGAAUAAGUAACUGUUAACUAAAUGAAGUCUAAAGUCCAAAAGUGGAUUAUUUACUCAACUAAUUAAAUGCAUUAUGUAUUUCUUUAUUAUUGUUUUUCUUUUUAGUAAAUACAAUUAUUUAACCAGAUUAUCUGAUACUUUAGGAUUUUAUUAGGAUACUGUACGUAACAUGAAAGAGGUAAGAGACCAUUUGUAGGAUUGUGUGGUUUUAAAGGAUUACUGUCGUUUGUAUAGAGGAAAAAUAAACUUUUAAUAUUUUUGUAUUUAACUGCUCUUUUUUUCUUUCUGUACCAUUUUUUACUGUAGCACGAAUAAAACUUUGGAAAACA